Molecule: messenger RNA, 543 nt
Organism: Ctenocephalides felis (cat flea)
Lineage: Eukaryota; Metazoa; Arthropoda; Insecta; Siphonaptera; Pulicidae
Product: carbonic anhydrase 2-like
Exons: 3
Coding region: 58-543 (161 amino acids)
Cellular component (GO): cytoplasm
Molecular function (GO): zinc ion binding; carbonate dehydratase activity
Source: RefSeq, a predicted model, not a curated record
AAUCUGGCGGACAUUGAUGGUCCGUUCGAAUCGCCUAUAGAUUUAAAUAUUGGAAAAAUGAAGAUCGUUGAGUUACCACCAUUGAUUUGGACCAACUAUCAGAUAGAACCGAAAAAAAUUAAGGCCACCAACACCGGACAUACGCUGAUAAUAAGUGCAAAAUGGCAUGUUGAGAGACCAUACUUGCGAGGUGGACCACUGAUUGGUAAAUACGUCUUUUCUCAAUUGCACUUUCAUUGGGGACGAACUUGUAUGGAGGGUAGUGAGCACACAGUUGACGGUACUCAAAUGCCAAUGGAAAUGCAUGUUGUGCACUUUAAAACGAGUUACUUAACACAAGAAUCAGCUCUUCGAGAGAAAGAUGGUGUAGUUCUAGUAGCAUAUCUUUUCAAGUUGCAAGCCACAGACAAUCCUCUCCUCACAACAGUUCUGAAAGCUCUAGAAAGUUGCCGAGAGCCUCACACUUCUACAAAAUUGCCAUCAAAACCAAUUUCGGAAUUAAUGAAAUACUUUGACAGCGAUUACUGUGUUUAUUGGUCAUGA